UGGCUCGAUAUCAGUACAGCUGUAAAAGUGGAAUAGGCAACCUGGUGCCUAUAAAAUAUUUUCGCAUUACAGAUACUGUAACUGCAAAGGUGGCCAGAAGAAGCCGUGACUCCAUUCUUUUAGCUUAAAGAAACAGUAUUUUGAUGAUGCGAAUUGUUGCGCUCCUAGAUACGCCACUCCUUAACCCAAUCAUUUCUAAUUGGGGGAUCCAGCUUUUCCUUCUGAAAAGAAAAACGUGGGAUUGCUUUUUGCUCUUAGCCAAGGUGAUGGAAAGGAUGCUGCAAUUGGCUGAAAUAUUUGCUGCCCCAAGUGAUGAAGAAGAUUUUCUUGGUUUUGAACUUGAUAUUCCCAUGAAAACGUUGUCAUUGGAAGAUAGGAAUGAGAACUUGCCUGGAACAUCGAGAAUGGCAAUGGAAUUAGACCGAGACUAUAACCCAUCUUUAAUGGAGGAAGAAGAAAAUGAAGAAGAAAUGGAAACUGAGUCAACUCAUAAGAAGAAAAAAUUCAAAACUCGGGGGGUAUUACAGCUUACUAACAAAUCAGCUAAAAAGUCUUUUACAAAUGGGAGAAAUGCAUAUCCAAAUACUUCUUCUGAAUCUGAGGCAGAUGAGACACCAGAUGAAAACUCUAAUGUACUUUUGAAGAGAGAUCAGAAUAUAAAAGAAAAUAAAGCUGUGCUCGCACAGUUACUAGCAGAACUAGAUGAUGCACCUCCCUCAAUCGAAAUAAAUACUCCUUCCUCAAUUAAACGAAAGAAAGCACCAAGGAAAAGAUCUUCAAGAGGCCCAAUACAGCGUCGAACUAACCCAAUCAGGAAUGCUCGUCCCCCAGAAAACUUUGCUGUGGAAAGAAACUCACCUAUGCAAUGGGUUGAUAAUGAAACUUAUCAUACCUUAAUGAAGAGAAAACUAAAUGAGCAUAUUUUAGGAGCACCGAAAAAAAGAAAAAUCACCAGAGUUACAGGACUUAGAUCUGUUGUUAUAACAAAUGAAGACUUAGAACAAGUUGCAUUUACCAAUAAAGAAAAAAUCCACCAUAAGAUUUGGGGAACCACAUGCCAUCAGUGCCGUCAAAAGACAAUUGAUACAAAAACCAUCUGUCAUAAUGAAGACUGUGUCGGUGUGCGGGGACAGUUCUGUGGACCAUGUCUCCGUAAUCGCUAUGGAGAAGAUGUGAAAGUAGCACUUCUGAAUCCAGAGUGGUUGUGCCCUCCUUGCCGUGGAGAAUGUAACUGCAGCUACUGUCGCAAACGUGAUGGUUACUGUGCCACGGGAACACUUAUCCACUUGGCAAAGCUUUAUGGUUACAGCAAUGUAAAGGAGUACCUUGAAAGAUUUAUAUUCCAUCUUUUCUUCAGGGUGGCAUAUCUACUGCUCCUCUCAUCCCCCCCCCAUGCUAAACUUUUGGGCAUGCCAAUGCGUCAUUAAUGGAAAUGAAAAUACUCGAGACAUCUGUGCAAAUUCUGAUUUUGG
Messenger RNA from Pantherophis guttatus, 1472 nucleotides. It is a transcript of the gene CDCA7L, whose product is annotated as cell division cycle associated 7 like. Gene Ontology annotation, biological process: regulation of DNA-templated transcription. The record is from RefSeq and is a predicted model, not a curated record. Gene Ontology annotation, cellular component: nucleus. NCBI's taxonomy places the organism in Eukaryota, Metazoa, Chordata, Lepidosauria, Squamata, Colubridae.